Messenger RNA from Capsicum annuum, 1639 nucleotides. RefSeq names its product ubiquinol-cytochrome-c reductase complex assembly factor 1. The record is from RefSeq and is a predicted model, not a curated record. The coding region runs from base 391 to 1233 and encodes 280 amino acids. The transcript has 7 exons. Gene Ontology annotation, biological process: mitochondrial respiratory chain complex III assembly. Gene Ontology annotation, cellular component: mitochondrion. NCBI's taxonomy places the organism in Eukaryota, Viridiplantae, Streptophyta, Magnoliopsida, Solanales, Solanaceae.
GAGCAACCAAAUUUCAAACAUUAGGAAUCAAGAUUUUUGGUGAAAAAUGAUAAAAAGAAUAAGAAUGGAAAAGAAAUUAAAUAUAAAUUAGUUUUAAAUAAAAAAUACACGUGUCAAUACAUCAUUGGCACAUAUAUUAUACUUUAUACUCCAAAAUUAGGUAUAACAUUUUGAGGAAUUAAUUUCACUUUAAAAAAUAUUACGAAUAGUAGGAACAAUAUGCUCAACAUAUGAGAGUUAAUAUUUUCGUGAGUAUUAUACUAUUUUUAACCAUAAUAAUGUAUCUUUUUAAGGAUGGACCGAAAAGUAGUGUGCGUCACCAUUGAUACAUAAAUAGAGGGUUUAAUAAGAUCCUAUUCCUAAACCUCAAAAUCAACAGAGUUCCAAAGGAUGUUUACGAAAUGGAGCAGAGUGAUUUCCCAAUUCGGCAGAGUUGGGAACUCCGAAUUGGGAAGACAUUUGUGUUCAUUUCGGUGUCGAGAUUAUUCUAAAGUUGCCGCCGUUGCUGAGCCUGCUCUUGAAAAAGUCUACAAUGUUAAUCCGCAGGUAAAUUUGAACAAGAUGUUCUGGUCUAAGCCUCAUUCACUGGCAUUAGCACCUGAUUCACCAUUCAGAGUUGAAGAUCCACAAUACGAGGGCUUUAAGCGCUUUAUGUUUAAGCUAAUGCUGUUUUAUAGUAAGCAAAGCAAGUCCAUUCGAGGGGCAAAUGUUAUUUAUCAGCGUGUUAUUCACCAAGUUGAUAGACCUGCUAUGUACGAUGUAUUUAGCUUGGAGAAAACAUUUAAGACCACAUUUUCGUUACUAGUUAUCCAUAUGUGGCUUUGCUUGCGACGCUUGAAACAGGAGGGUAAGGAAGGUGUUGAACUGGGACAGUACUUGUAUGAGAUUUAUAAUCAUGAUGUGGAGCUGAGAGUUUCUAAAGCUGGGGUUAACUUAUUGUUGAUUAAAUGGAUGAAGGAUUUAGAAAAGAUAUUUUAUGGUAAUCUUGUUGCCUAUGAUGCUGCGAUGCUUCCUGAAGCCAAGCAGGAUGAGUUGCAGAAUGUAAUUUGGAGGAAUGUCUUCUCUGAUGAUGGUACAUCUACGCCAAGUGAUGCUGCUUUGCUUCCUGUCCAGGCUAUGUCAAGGUAUGUUCGCAGAGAAUCCAACUGUCUGUCAUUGACAGAUAAAGUGUGUAUGUUUUCGGGAAACUUCAUGUUCACCUCAUUGGGAAGCACAACUGCUGAUACAGUGUAAAGAGGAGAGAGAUCAAAACCAGACAUCCAGGCUUUUUGUCAAUGAUAUAUUAUAAGAAAGUGCAGAUAGCUAAUUAAGCAAGAGAUGUGACAUCCACUGUUCUCAGCGGUAAGCUUGCUUACCGUAGUGUGCCAGUUCCUGGGUUUGAAUCAGCCCUUCAGCGAAGUUGGGGUGAGGCUGCCUAGAUUAUCCCUUCCCCGACACCCACUAUGAACCGGGCCAGCCCUUUUUUUUUUUUUAUGUGACAUCCACUGUUCUGUCUUUAGUAAACUUGGUAUAAAUCUGAAGCUGCCGGCUUUUUCGUUCCCCAGUUUGAAACUUGGAUAAAAAUAUCCUACCGUCAGAUGCUAAUUGCUUUGAUUUUAAAUUACAAAAGUAAUAUACGAGAGUCCAAGAUUUGGAAUUA